UGUCAGUGAUUACUCCUCUUCCUACCUGCUGUUUGUCCACAGCUCUGAGCUCAGUUCAUCGGUUUUUGGAUUUAUUCUUCUUACUUCUGAACUUCCUGCAGCUCCUGGUGUUUGUGGCGCUCUGCUGGCAUCACUGGCUCCUCUCCCUCUCUCUGCUCUCUGCAUCAAACCCACGGAGCUCGCGCGGCUCUCUUCACACUCCGUCCGUCCACACUUGGAGUUUCCACGGAGCUGCUGCUGCUGCGGCCGAACCGAGCCGAUCCGCUGCGGGUUACCUGCGCGCGCACUGCGGUGGGACCAGUCGCUCAGGGAGGGGUCGCUCCGGUCACCAGGGCGCACUGAGGAGGAGACGGAGGGUCUCCAGUCUGACUGAGGAGGAGGAGGAGGGGGAGAAGUUGGCUGGUUUCAGAACUGAGCUGGAAGUUUCUGAGGAAUAAUUCGGAGUCCGGUUCGGUUUUGGGUGUCGUGGAUUUUUCCGUCCACCCGGUCUCCUGAGCGGAAGAAUGGUGAGAGAUUACCCGGCGCGCGGCGCGGCUCCUCCGGGGCUGAGCGGCUGGAAGCUGGCGGUGGUCCUCCUGGUGGUCCAAGGUGUGGGGGCUCAGAAAGUGCGGGUGGAGGAGGAGCUGGAGGCGUACCCCACGGAGUCCAUCGAUCUGCGCUGCAUGUUCAUCGAUGGAGGAAGUUCCACUAAACUCACGCAGGUCUCCUGGAUCUGGGAACCUGUUGACGGUCAGCGGGACAACAUCGCCGUGUUCCACCCCAUGUACGGCCAGAGCUUCCCCAACCCGGCCUUCAAAGAGCGCGUCGUUUUCCUCCACAACGACCUGCGGAACCCCUCCAUCAAGAUCAAAGACCUGAGGAUGUCCGACGCCGGCCGCUACACCUGCGAGUACGCCACCUACCCCACCGGCAACGAGCAGGGGACCACCACGCUCGUCAUGCUGGCGAAACCCAAGAACUCGGCCAAGGCCGAGACGGUGCGGGCCGGCAGCAGGUCUGUGGUGGUGGCCCGCUGCGAGGCGCUGGACGGGAAGCCAGCGGCCACCAUCAAGUGGCUGGCGUCGGUGGGGGGGAACCACUCGACCAGCACCACCAAUGGGCCGUACGGCACGGUGACGGUCCGCAGCGAGUACCGGCUGGUGCCCACGGCGGCGGACAACGGCAGGGAGGUCACCUGCAUGGUGGAGCAGAAGACCCAGGAGCGGCCCUGGACUCAGAUCCUGAAGCUUUCUGUGGAGUACCCCCCCACCGUGUCCAUAGAGGGCUACGACAACAACUGGUACGUGGGCCGCGCCGACGCCGUGCUGUUCUGCCUGGCCAACGCCAACCCCGCCCCCAACGUCACCUGGACCUCGGCUUCUGGUUCGCUGCCAAACAACGUGGAGGUCGACGACAACAAGCUGACGGUGAGGAAGGUGGACGACGCCGUCAACACCACCUUCAUCUGCGAGGUCAGGAACAAGCACGGGGCCAGCAGACACCAGCUCACCACCUUUGUCAUCG
Molecule: messenger RNA, 1503 nt
Organism: Austrofundulus limnaeus
Lineage: Eukaryota; Metazoa; Chordata; Actinopteri; Cyprinodontiformes; Rivulidae
Gene: pvrl2l
Product: PVR cell adhesion molecule related 2 like
Source: RefSeq, a predicted model, not a curated record